AGACUCCAAGAGUCGGCGAGGUGUUGCGUUUAAGACUCCACAUUGAAAUGGUUUUAACCAAGGGAGGACAUUUGCUUCAUUCUUCUAUUGAAACACAAACAUGAAUAUCGAUCAGAAGCGGAGAUCAGUUUACUCCCAGAAUGAUGAUCAGUCCCCAAUUGAACCUGACUUACUGAGGUGCAGCAACCUGAACAUGCCCCUGCUGGCGUCAGAGUUCUUCAAAAGCGAAUUACAGCUGCACCUGGAUGGCAUAACUACCGAGACGUGGGACUUAAUCGAGUACGGCCACUUUGACUGCAAUGCAUUCAUGGUGCUGUUGAAAAUGUGGCAAAGUAUCCUGUACAAAAUCUCCCAAGAAGUGCUGGUCGUUGUGGUGCCUCAGGUGGAAGAACACGCACACAUCAUCGAGAAAGGUUGUGGCACUCUACAACGGGCCCUCAACUUCUCGUGUGUGACGGAGGAUGACAUCCACGCAUGCAUUUGGGACUCGCUUCUUCUGGCCCUCAAAGACACAAUAAACGCCGGAAACGUAAAGACGGCGUGUGGCGACCAGCUGCUGGAGAUGGUCGCAGCUAAAGUGUCGAAGACGGUGAACAAAGCGCUGUCCGACAUCUCCUUGAAGCCCAACUCUUUCACGUACCCGGACGUGCCUCACCAAGUGUCGGAGAUCGGAGAAAUAGCGCUACAGACAAUCUCGGUGCUGAGGAACUGCUUGGAGAACAUGAGGACGGCCGCCGGCGCCGCAGGGGAGGACGUGUGCGCAGACAGCGACUCGUCGGAGGAGAAAAGCAACGGCUUGGUGGCGCCUCUGCCCACGCCUGUGCUCAACACCCGGGCGGAAAAGAAAUUCCGCGCCCGCACUCCCGCCGACGGCUGCGCGAAGACGGAAAAGGGUUGUUGUCGCCACACGUCCGUGGGAACAUGGACAAAGAAAGAAAACACCUUUUUCACUGUGUUGCUGUGGAAGCUGACGGACCAUAUCGCCCACUCCAACUCCAAGUCGGUGCUGGAGAUGGACAUCGACUGGAUGUUGGCGCAUCUCAUGAGCGCGGUGGUAGAGACGCACCCCAACCUCCUGCUGAACAUCGGCGACUUCCACGUCCACAUCUACAAGGACCUCUGUCAGGAAUUUGGAUCAAAGGAGCGCCUGUAUUUCUCCAUGGCGCGCUCUCAGGCCGCCUUUGUGGAAGCUCUCGCUCGGGCACUCAGGAAUCAUCUCCAGGUGCCGAAAAAGACCGACUUUUUCACCAAGGUCAGGGCCUUUUUCAAGAAGAAGACUGCAAAAGUGUCUCUGGCCUAUGAGCAAGGACAGAUGUGGCUGCAGGCCUCCACGGGCACCAAGAAGCUCUGA
Messenger RNA from Nerophis lumbriciformis (worm pipefish), 1351 nucleotides. RefSeq lists its product as uncharacterized. The record is from RefSeq and is a predicted model, not a curated record. Lineage: Eukaryota; Metazoa; Chordata; Actinopteri; Syngnathiformes; Syngnathidae.